Molecule: messenger RNA, 699 nt
Organism: Carassius gibelio (silver crucian carp)
Lineage: Eukaryota; Metazoa; Chordata; Actinopteri; Cypriniformes; Cyprinidae
Product: C-C motif chemokine 19
Exons: 4
Coding region: 102-452 (116 amino acids)
Biological process (GO): chemokine-mediated signaling pathway; cellular response to type II interferon; cellular response to tumor necrosis factor
Cellular component (GO): extracellular region
Molecular function (GO): chemokine activity; CCR chemokine receptor binding
Source: RefSeq, a predicted model, not a curated record
UGAAGCAGUGAGAGGACAGGGCUAGAGAAGUGACAGAUAUCUUCCAGCUGCUUCAGCAGGACAAACGCGACACUUGUUCCACCAUUUCAUCUCCAGUUGCCAUGGCCUCAGCCCUUAUCUCUGCCAUGAGUCUGAUCCUCGUUGCAUUGGCAUUCAUUCUCUGCAGCAGUCCGGCAGAGGCUCAAGCUGACUUAGCAUUGGACUGUUGCCUGACGGUUAGCCAUAAAACCAUCCCUAGACAAGUCCUCCUCUCUUACCGGAAGCAGCUGAGAGUUGACGGCUGCUCCCGAGAUGCUGUUGUAUUCACCACCAGGAAAGGACUGAAACUUUGUGCCCCAACUGCAGAGAAGGAGCCAUGGGUUAAAGAGACAAUUAAAUUUCUGGACACUAGGUUCAAGAAGUGCAAAGAAAACAAAUUUAAUGAGAAACGCUGUCAUGGCCUGAAGAAUUGAGUGAACACAUACACAUAAAUAUAUGCAUUAAAUGGCAGCUGAUGUAACUCUCUUCUAACAGUUUCUGUAAUACAUUUAGGUUCUUCCUCUUUCAGUAUUUUCAUUGUUGUUUGAUCUUCCCAUAUUUGCUGUUGUGUGAACAUAUUAUUCCUUUUGUGUGUGUGUGUGUGUGUAUUCUAUUCUGAUAUAAUCUUUGUGGUGGUGGUGUUUUUUUAUGUGAAUAAAUCUGAUGAAAAAAAAACAUAAA